This is a messenger RNA of Oppia nitens, 402 nucleotides long. RefSeq names its product fatty-acid amide hydrolase 2-like. Lineage: Eukaryota; Metazoa; Arthropoda; Arachnida; Sarcoptiformes; Oppiidae. The transcript is spliced from 2 exons. The coding region runs from base 21 to 398 and encodes 125 amino acids. The record is from RefSeq and is a predicted model, not a curated record.
AUACAUUGUCUACUUUAGUAAUGAAGUCUCUCUUUGUGUUCACUCCAAGUAUUAGUUCAGAUUUUGGCCAAAAUUAUGUUCAUUUGGGCCGUGAAUUAAAGCUAGAGUUAAAACAAUUAUUAGCUAAGGAUGGGAUUUUAAUAUAUCCGACAUACCCGGAACCGCCACCAAAACAUAUGUCAACAAUUGUUAAACUUCCUAAUAUUUCCUAUACGACUGCAAUAAGUACAUUAGGAGUACCGGUAACUAACUGUCCAUUAGGUUUAACAAAAAGCGGAUAUCCAAUAGGUUUACAGAUUGUGGGUUCACCAUUCAAUGAUCGCUUGACUAUAGCUGUGGCCAAUGAGUUAGAAAAGGCAUUUGGAGGCUGGGUAUCACCAACUAAUAUAGUUUGCUAAUCAU